CUAUAAGAAUUUUAGGGAAUCUUGAACACACGUAAAUAUUUAACAAGCACAACCUUUUAAUAUUGUAAAUAGUUGUAUAUAAAAAAAAGAAAUAAAUAAAUAUUUAUAAUAUUAAACAAAAUAUUAGUUUUUAUCGAAACAUUUUUGAAAAUUUAGAAUUUUGAAGAGGUUAAGGUAAUACAUCAACAAAAAAUCAUCAACAAUGUAAACAUUAACAUAAUAUUGAUGAAAUUUUAUUGUCAACAAAAAUUUAUUUACAUUCAAUAUUGUUAAAUUUAUUGUUUAUAAACUUUUUUAGAACUAUACUAUUUAAAGAACCAAAAUCGAAAUUUUGAUGGCUUUUUCACAAUCAAAUUCGAGAGAAUUACAAAACAGAAAAAUUUUGGAAGAAUUGCAAUUAAAAAAACAAAUGCUUUUAAAGCAAGGUGUGGCACCAACAUUGAACACAUCAUUAGUAACUUCAACAGGUUCCCCUUCUAAUUUGCCUUCUACACAACCCUCUGAUGGUGUUGCUAUGAGUGCAUCCCAAAGAGCUGCCUUACAUAACGCACAUGCAGCAUCAUCAGGAUAUUUUGUAACACAGGAUUCUUCUUUUGGCAAUCUUAUUUUACCAGUUCUUCCUAGAUUUGAUACUAAAUAAAGAACUUAAAUUGCAUAAUUUCAAAUUAUAUAAAUGACUAUGCAGACUUUAAAUUGUGUGAUGAAAGUGAUUUUGAACUAUAUAUGUUUUUUUAAGUGCGCUUCUUAUAGUGAAAUUAAAGCAUAAGGUGAUAAUUAAUAA
This is a messenger RNA of Apis laboriosa (Himalayan honeybee), 781 nucleotides long. RefSeq names its product SOSS complex subunit C homolog. NCBI's taxonomy places the organism in Eukaryota, Metazoa, Arthropoda, Insecta, Hymenoptera, Apidae. The record is from RefSeq and is a predicted model, not a curated record. Gene Ontology annotation, cellular component: SOSS complex; nucleoplasm; nucleus. Bases 335 to 640 code for a protein of 101 amino acids. The transcript has 4 exons. Gene Ontology annotation, biological process: DNA repair.